AUGUCGACACAAACACCAACGACGCAGACAUUGCCGACGACCUCGAAGCAGUGGAACGUCAUAGCCAAGGGCCAAGACGGCUUCGACAAUCUCCGCUUCUCCGAGCAGCCCGUCCCCGCCCUCGGCGACAGCCAGGUGCUCGUGAAGCUGCAGGCAGCAUCUCUCAACUAUCGCGACCUCACCAUCCCGCUCGGCACGUAUCCCUUCCCCACCAUGCCCGGCGUCGUGCCCGGCUCCGACGGGGCCGGCAUCGUCAUCGCCGUGGGCCGGCAAGUCACCCGCUUCCGGCCCGGCGACAAGGUCAUCACCCUCUUCAACCAGGAGCACAUCGGCGGGCCCCUGACGGCCGCCGCCUCCGGCACCCACCUCGGCGGCGCCCGUCACGGCACCCUCCGCUCCGUCGGCGCCUUCAACGAGCAGGGCCUCGUGCACCAGCCCGAGAGCCUCUCGGCCGUCGAGGCCUCGACGCUGCCGUGCGCCGGACUGACGGCCUGGAACGCGCUCCACGGCCUCCCCGGCCACCAGAUCAAGGCCGGCGACUGGGUCCUCACCCAAGGCACCGGCGGCGUCAGCAUCUUCGCGCUGCGCUUCGCCAAGGCGGCCGGCGCCCGCGUCGUCGCCACCACGGGCUCCCCUGAAAAGGUGGCCAUGCUCCGGAGGCUCGGCGCCGACCACGUCAUCAACUACCGCGACGAGGCCGGAUGGGGCGACGUGGCCAAGGCCUUCACCGGCGGUCUCGGCGUCGAUCACGUCGUCGAGGUCGCCGGUCCGUCGUCCAUGGCGCAGAGCCUCGCCGCCGUCAAGGUGGGCGGCGUCAUCACCGUCGUCGGCUACGUCGCCGGCGCCGGCCGGGAGCAGCCGGGCUUCCUCGACUGCCUCCUGCGCUUCUGCACCGUCCGCGGCGUCCUCGUCGGCAGCCGCGCGCAGCUCGAGGACAUGUGUCGGGCCGUCGACGCGAACCCCGAGGCGCUGCGGCCCGUCGUCGACGGGCAGCUCUUCACGCUCGAGCGGGCGCGGGAGGCCUACGAGUACCAGUGGUCGGGCAAGCACUUUGGCAAGGUCUGCAUCGUCAUGGGGAACUCGGCGUCUUUAGGGGAUGAUACAGAUAUAUAG
Messenger RNA from Drechmeria coniospora, 1113 nucleotides. Its product is annotated as zinc-binding dehydrogenase. Gene Ontology annotation, molecular function: oxidoreductase activity. The record is from RefSeq and is a predicted model, not a curated record. Bases 1 to 1113 code for a protein of 370 amino acids. The transcript has 3 exons. Lineage: Eukaryota; Fungi; Ascomycota; Sordariomycetes; Hypocreales; Ophiocordycipitaceae.